CCCGCUUCAUCCUUUCUUUUCUUCAACGUAACCCCGUCAAUUUGAGAAAUUGAAAACCAAAUUGAAAUUCCCAAAUCCUUCUAAUCCUAAAUCUUUCCCUAUCCACCCGCAGAUCGGAGCCGCCGACCAUCGACCCCAAACCGCAGCUAUUGUAGAUUCUAUCAAAACUCUCGCACAAUCAAUUUUGAUCGAACAUAUCUAGCUUGAGGAAAAGAACUAGAAUUCAACAAAAAUGGUGAAAGCGCGAAUGAACACGGCAGAUGUGGCGGCUGAGGUGAAGUGCCUCCGUUGCCUAAUCGGUAUGCGCUGCUCUAAUGUCUACGACCUUUCUCCUAAGACUUAUGUGUUUAAGCUGAUGAAUAGCAGCGGAGUUACGGAGUCGGGGGAGAGCGAAAAGGUGUUGCUAUUGAUGGAAAGUGGUGUUAGAUUACAUACCACUGCUUAUCUUCGGGACAAAAGCAAUACUCCAUCUGGCUUUACAUUGAAAUUACGGAAACACAUACGAACAAGAAGGCUUGAGGAUGUUAGACAACUUGGAUAUGACAGAAUAAUACUCUUCCAAUUUGGAUUGGGGGUUAAUGCUCACUAUGUAAUUUUGGAGCUCUAUGCCCAAGGGAAUAUUCUUCUCACAGACUCAGAUUAUACUGUCCUGACUCUCCUGCGGUCGCACAGGGAUGAUGAUAAGGGAAUCUCAAUCAUGUCACGCCAUCGCUAUCCAGUCGAAAUAAGCCGAACUUUUGAGCGUACAACUAGAGAAAGGUUGUGGGAAGCCGUAACAUCUUCUUUGGAAUCUGGUAAAGGUGAGGGCCUAGAUAGUAAUGAACAGGGAAAUAAUUCCAGUGCGCCUAAAGGGAAGUUAGGCAGCCAUAAGAGCAGGAAGCCUGCUGAAUCGAAUAGAAGUGAUAGUGCUCAUGCCAAGCAGGCAACCCUGAAGGUUGUUCUUGGGGAAGCAUUAGGUUAUGGCCCUGCACUAUCAGAACAUAUUAUAUUAGAUGCCAGUUUGAUUCCAAGCACAAGAAUCGGGAAGGACUUCAAAUUGGAAGAUGAUACCAUCCAGGUUCUUGCUGAAGCUGUUGCAAGGUUUGAAGAUUGGCUGGCAGAUGUUAUAACUGGUGAGAAAGUUCCAGAAGGAUACAUCCUAAUGCAACAAAAGAAUUCUGGGAAAAAGAAUGACUCCAUGGGUGACAAAGGAACUUCUGUGCAGAUAUACGAUGAAUUCUGCCCGCUGUUGCUGAAUCAGUUCAAAUCAAGGGAUUCCACCAAGUUUGAAUCAUUUGAUGUUGCAUUAGAUGAAUUCUACAGUAAAAUUGAGAGUCAGCGUUCUGAACAACACCAAAUGGCAAAAGAGAACUCUGCUAUGCAGAAGCUUAAUAAAAUACGGAUUGAUCAGGAAAGCCGUGUACAUGCACUGAGAAAAGAGGUUGAACAGUGUGUUAGAAUGGCUGAACUAAUAGAAUAUAACUUGGAAGAUGUAGAUGCUGCUAUCUUAGCAGUUCGUGUAGCUCUUGCCAAUGGUAUGAGCUGGGAUGAUCUUGCACGCAUGGUGAAAGAAGAGAAGAAAUCUGGAAACCCAGUUGCUGGCCUCAUUGACAAGCUUCACCUUGAAAAAAAUUGCAUGACACUGCUCCUGAGUAACAAUCUUGAUGAGAUGGAUGAUGAUGAGAAGACACAACCUGUGGACAAGAUAGAAGUUGAUCUGGCACUUUCGGCUCAUGCAAAUGCUCGAAGGUAUUAUGAAAUGAAGAAAAGACAGGAGAGUAAACAGGAGAAGACCGUUACAUCACAUGAGAAAGCUUUCAAGGCUGCUGAGAGAAAGUCCCGUCAACAACUGUCACAGGAGAAAACGGUAGCCACAAUUUCACACAUGCGCAAAGUUCAUUGGUUUGAAAAAUUCAAUUGGUUCAUCAGCAGUGAGAAUUAUCUGGUUAUCAGUGGACGUGAUGCUCAACAGAAUGAGAUGAUAGUCAAACGUUAUAUGUCUAAAGGAGAUCUGUAUGUCCAUGCAGAUCUUCAUGGAGCUUCUAGCACUGUGAUAAAGAAUCACAAGCCCGAAUCCAGUGUACCCCCUCUCUCCUUGAACCAAGCAGGAUGUUUCACAGUCAGCCAUAGCCAGGCUUGGGAUUCAAAAAUUGUGACUAGUGCUUGGUGGGUUUACCCUCACCAAGUCAGUAAAACAGCUCCCACAGGGGAAUAUCUUACAGUUGGUAGCUUCAUGAUUCGUGGUAAAAAGAACUUUCUUCCACCACACCCCCUUAUUAUGGGUUUUGGAAUUUUAUUUCGCUUGGAUGAGAGUUCCUUGGGAUCUCAUUUGAAUGAAAGGAGAGUAAGAGGUGAAGGUGAAGGUGAAGGGGAAGGGGAAGAAAUGAAUGACACCGAGCAAACUGAACCUUUUAGAGAAGUAUCUGAUUCUGGUUCUGAUUCUGAAAAUGAAGUCUUGGAUGAAAAAGCCACAGUAGAAUCACCCAGCACCAUGGAAUUGUUGACAGAAAGACCAACCAAAGAGGAUUUUUCUUCAGAAUCGUUCAAUGGCUUAAAUAUUUCAAUUGAUAAAUCUAGUAAUUCACAUGACUCAGCAAUUGGAGUUACUGCUUCAACGAAUUACAAUGAUGGUGAUGAAGUUUCUGGGAAAAGCACUACUGCUUUCAGUUUACAACUGGAGGAUCUUAUUGAUAGAGCUCUUGGGCUUGGAUCUGCUGCUGCAUCUGCAAAAAAUUAUGGACUCCAGUCUUCUCGAGGGGAAUCAGUGGAAGAACAAACCAAGGAGCAAACAAAGAGAGAAAAACCUUAUAUUUCCAAAGCUGAAAGAAGAAAGCUCAAGGGUCAAAAAGAUAAUACUGAAGGGGCUUCCGUUUACCAUGAAAAAGAAGUGGAAGAAAAUCGUGCUGAAAAAGAUAAUACUGAAGGUGCUACUGUUGACCCUGAAAAACAAGAGGUGGAAGAAAAUCAUAACACUGCAAGUUACCCUGAUAAAAAUGUUAAAAAAUCGAAACCAAAUGGUGCCAAAAUUAGCCGUGGACAGAGAGGUAAACUGAAGAAGAUAAGGGAGAAGUAUGCAGAUCAAGACGAGGAGGAGCGAAGCAUCCGAAUUGCUUUGUUGGCUCCUGCUGGAAGAUCGAAAACAAACAAUGUGAUGUCUGUGGAUGAAAAGGCCACUCCAGGACAAGGAAAAGCAACUACCAAAACUGGAGAUGCUUCAAAAAUUUGUUACAAAUGUAAAAAGGCAGGUCAUAAGUCUCGAGAUUGUCCAGAACAGCCCGAUGAAACGGUGCUUAAUAAUGCAAGUAGUGGAGGGAACAAAGCUUCAAAUGGGAUGGACAGGAUGACCAUGGAAGAAGAUGAUAUUCAUGAGAUUGGUGAAGAAGAGAGAGAGAAAUUAAAUGAUGUGGAUUACUUGACUGGAAAUCCGCUGCCUAAUGAUGUCUUAUUGUACGCAGUACCUGUCUGUGGUCCUUACAGUGCUGUACAAUCAUAUAAAUAUCGAGUCAAGAUAAUUCCAGGAACAUUAAAGAAAGGAAAAGCGGCAAAGACAGCCAUUAAUUUAUUUAAUCACAUACCGGAGGCAACAGGCAGAGAGAAGGAAUUAAUGAAGGCUUGCACAGAUCCUGAGCUUGUUGCUGCUAUUAUUGGUAAUGUGAAGAUUUCAGCAGCAGGCCUCACUCAGCUUAAGCAAAAGCAGAAGAGAAGCAAGAAAACAAACAGGGGAGAUAGCUAAUUAAGCUUUGUUCAUAAUGUACCUCUUAUGUUGAAUGCCUUCACUACAUAGGCAGUCAAAAAUGAAGAUACACAUGCAAAGGACUGGAAUAUUGUAUGUAUCCACACAGAAGUUUACACACAAAAUCUGGGAGUCUAUUGAAGAAUGUGACUUCUAGAGAUAAGAAACUCAUUGCUUGUGAAUUCUUGUGGUAUUGAUUUUGACAUGACGAACGUUAAAUGCAGACAUGGAGGAAAAUGAAUAAUGUGGGAUGGAGAUGUUAA
Olea europaea var. sylvestris is the source of this 3975-nucleotide messenger RNA. Its product is annotated as nuclear export mediator factor NEMF. Gene Ontology annotation, biological process: ribosome-associated ubiquitin-dependent protein catabolic process; rescue of stalled cytosolic ribosome. The record is from RefSeq and is a predicted model, not a curated record. Bases 233 to 3712 code for a protein of 1159 amino acids. Gene Ontology annotation, cellular component: RQC complex. Gene Ontology annotation, molecular function: tRNA binding; zinc ion binding; ribosomal large subunit binding. Lineage: Eukaryota; Viridiplantae; Streptophyta; Magnoliopsida; Lamiales; Oleaceae. The transcript has 15 exons.